Lodderomyces orthopsilosis Co 90-125 is the source of this 876-nucleotide messenger RNA. RefSeq lists its product as uncharacterized. The coding region runs from base 1 to 876 and encodes 291 amino acids. The record is from RefSeq and is a predicted model, not a curated record. NCBI's taxonomy places the organism in Eukaryota, Fungi, Ascomycota, Pichiomycetes, Serinales, Debaryomycetaceae. The transcript has a single exon.
AUGAGCUCUAUCCAAGCACUUUUGAAUAGACUGACUUCUAACACACGCAUUGUUGCAAGAUGCAACAUAAUAAAGACACCUUCAGGAGCUUUACAAGCUGCUCCUACUAUUGCCAAAUCAAGAUAUGAUUCCGUGAAGGUUCAACCCAUACGUAUUCCCAACCAGCAGCUCAAAAUACGACACCCUUUUCAAACACUGGCAUUUCCAAAGGAUCGUUCACAAAUCAGAGGGGUCGAUAAUAUAGUACACCAAUUGUUACAAAGACAGUACAAAUUAAAGACGUUCCCACCAAUCGUGAGAAAUCGGUUCUUAUCAGUGCAGUUAUUUCCUCGAGAUCAUAUCUUUUCCAAUUUCAGAAAGUCAAAUGUGUCACUUGUUUUCAACAUGCAUCAGAUACCUAUGUUGAAUGACAAGCCCUUGGAGAUUGGAUUUAAAAGCCGACGCAAAUAUAAAGAUCUACAAUUUUUCAACAGUAAACCGCUGCCAAUGCAAUCUGCGUGUGGAAGAUCCAAAUCAAAGAAACAGCUUAGAGAGUUAUUUGCUCAAACCUUGCAAAAUUUUACGAAUCAUCAGAAAAGGGACCGCUUGUUUGGAAUUUUUGUUUUUCAUGUUGCCAAGGUGCCUGUAAAUAAAGAGCAAGAGGAUGUUGUAUUAAAAGAUUUAAAAAAUAUGUGCUUCUCUUUAUUGGAGAAAGAGCAAGUAUGGAAUGAUUUGAAGAGAGUGUUUAACAAGUCAAAAAAGCCUUCGCCACAACAGCUAAAACAUAUACAAUACAGCUAUGGAGUUAAAGAUCUUGACAACAAAAGGAUUAGAUUUCCUUUUUUGAAUAAAGGGGCUUUGAAAUUCAGUUUCAAAAAGUCUGGGGAGACAGGUUAG